UCUUCCUCUCCCCCCCCUCUUCCACACGCCUCGCUGUCGGUAUGGCGGACGGCGAGAGGUCCCCGUUACUAUCAGACCUGGGAGACGGUGCUCUGGGCAGCGGUAACGGAGGGGUGUCUCCCGGUGGUGCUGCGCCCUACGGUGUGCAGCUCAACAAACCACAGAGCUUCCCUCCGUUCCCCAGCCCCACUCAGCCAUCGGUGCUCCUAGGGGAAGACCCUCCGCCCUAUUCUCCUCUCACCUCCCCAGAGAGCGGCAGCGCCCCUGUUAUAAGCUGCAGGGUGUGUCAGAGUCUGAUCUCUGUGGAGGGUAAGAUCCACCAGCAUGUGGUAAAGUGCGGGGUCUGCAAUGAAGCUACGCCCAUUAAGAAUGCCCCAGCAGGGAAGAAGUACGUUCGCUGCCCCUGCAACUGUCUGCUCAUCUGCAAAGUCACCUCCCAGAGGAUCGCCUGUCCCCGGCCAUAUUGUAAGAGGAUAAUCAAUCUGGGUCCAGUUCAUCCCGGUCCGGCCAGUCCUGACCCUCAGCCAGCCGGGGCCCGAGUCUCCUGCGGACACUGCAACAACACCUUCCUGUGGACAGAGUUCACGGACCGGACGCUGGCCAGGUGCCCACACUGCAGGAAAGUCUCCUCCAUUGGUCAGAGGUAUCCCAGGAGGCGGAGCUUGUGGUGUUUUCUACUCUGCUUGCUAUUCAGCAUCUCGACCGCCGGGCUGAUGGCUGGGACGUGGGUGAAGGCUCAGACCUACCAGGGGAUCUACGCCUCGUGGGCCGUGUUGCUGCUCCUGGUUCUCGUCACCCUGGCGCGGGCCUUCUACUGGGCCUGCAUGAGGGUCAGCCAGCCCCUCCAGAACUUCACAUAGAGUCCCGAGCUACGAACCUGCCGCACCCCCUCUUCCCAAAACCCGCCAAGCUGGAGGAAAGAUGGCUUAAAAAAACAACAAAAAAAACAACAAAACCGAAUAUUUAUUUAAAUCCAAACUCCUGAGAGAAAAGGUCCUCCUCCUCCUCCUCCUCCUCUUCCUCCUCCUCGUCCCUUUCCUUUUAGUCAAAUGUGUUUCUAAAACUGGAUGGCGGUGGCUGCGACUGCUAUAUAUCUAUUGGUAAUUAUGAUGACGCGUAUAGCCUAAUGUACUGUUUAUCUAUUCUAAUCUCGUGGCCAGUGUGGGUUCAUUUUAACAUUUGUAACACUCUUCUUUUCUUUCUCCUCCCCCCCUUCCCCCUCUGCGCUGUUCAUAAAGUUCGGCUUUAGU
Messenger RNA from Scomber scombrus (Atlantic mackerel), 1250 nucleotides. It is a transcript of the gene pip4p1a, whose product is annotated as phosphatidylinositol-4,5-bisphosphate 4-phosphatase 1a. NCBI's taxonomy places the organism in Eukaryota, Metazoa, Chordata, Actinopteri, Scombriformes, Scombridae. The transcript is spliced from 7 exons. Gene Ontology annotation, biological process: phosphatidylinositol dephosphorylation. The record is from RefSeq and is a predicted model, not a curated record. Gene Ontology annotation, molecular function: phosphatidylinositol-4,5-bisphosphate 4-phosphatase activity. Gene Ontology annotation, cellular component: phagocytic vesicle membrane; late endosome membrane; lysosomal membrane. The coding region runs from base 42 to 860 and encodes 272 amino acids.